This is a messenger RNA of Salpingoeca rosetta, 1995 nucleotides long. Its product is annotated as inner membrane protein. Gene Ontology annotation, cellular component: plasma membrane. The coding region runs from base 6 to 1613 and encodes 535 amino acids. The transcript has a single exon. Lineage: Eukaryota; Choanoflagellata; Craspedida; Salpingoecidae. The record is from RefSeq and is a predicted model, not a curated record.
GGGGAAUGCACACACAAAGCACACAACGAAGCAACAGACAAAGCAACAGUGCUCAUGCACACCACCAUUCACCACACCAUUCACCACACCAUUCACCCAACAUCAUGCUUGUGCUCGGUGUGCGUGUAGCGCGGCUGGCGACCAGCGCUGGCCAAUACAAAGGAUACAAGGCGGUCGUGGCAUCUAUUGCUGGACGGGCAGCAGCAGCAGCAGCAGCACCAACGAUCGCUUCACAGCACAGGCUCGCGUCGUCGAGUCGUAACAAUCAGGAAACAGCACACACUCCGUCUGCCAAGCAACAGCAGCAACAAGAAGAACAACAAGAUGAAGCAGUGCCGACUGCGGCGCCCACCAUCCAACAGCAGGUGGUGCGCGCGAUCCCCGGGAUCGUGGCCUGCGGCGCGGUGAUGGAGCUUGGUUUUGCGGCGGCAGACCAGUUGGGACAGGUGCUGCUUGCCGUGCAAGGGAUUGAGGGCGCUGGCAAGUCACCCAUCUCCGGCAUCCCGCUGGCCAUCAUCAUGGGCAUGCUGAUUAAGAACAGCCCGCUGUGGUCUCGCGCCGCGCCGCUGGGGCCUGGCAUUUCCUUCUGCAAGGACAAGCUGCUCAAGGCCGGCAUCGUGUGCGUGGGUGCGAAGCUGUCUGCGCUGGAGGUGGCCGCUGUUGGCGCCGCCGGUGUGCCUGCGGCCCUGGCGGCCGUGAGCGUGGGCCUGCUCACUGUGCCGCGCCUCGCCCGCGCGUUUGGCCUGCCGGAGAAGAUGGGCGCGCUGAUCGCCACGGGGACCAGCAUCUGUGGCGUGACAGCCAUCUCCGCGCUCUCCCCGGCCAUCCGCGCCACGCAGACAGACACGGCCUUUGCCGUGGCCAAUGUUGUGGCGUUUGGCACCAUCAACAUGCUGCUCAUGCCCUACAUGGCCCACGCGCUGCUGCCAACCAGCGAACAGGCGGGCAUCUUCCUUGGCCUGGCUGUGCACGACACAGCGCAGGUUGUUGGCUCUGCACUCACAUACCAGCAGCUUUACGCCGACGACGUGGCGUUCCAAGCAGCCGUUGUCACCAAGCUCUCCCGCAACAUGCUCCUGGUGGGCGUGAUCCCCUACAUGACUUGGGCCUACGCAGACAAAACCAAUGGUGGCAACGGCAGCAAUAGCAGCAGCGGUAGCAGCAGUGGCGCGGGUAACAAGGUGCCAGGUCCAGCGGCAGCUGCAACAGCAGCGGUAGGAGCGGCAGGAGCUGCAGCCUCAACGGCAACCACGAGGUCAGCGCUGCACACGGUGGCACACAACCUGCGCAAGUAUGUUCCGUCGUUUGUGAUUGGCUUUGCCAGCAUGUCGCUUGCGCGCUCCAUUGGCGACUACACGCUGGCCGAGGCCGGCAUGGCGUACGGGCUGCUCGACAAGGAGGCGUGGCGGCAGGUGGUCAACACAGUGAGCGGGGACGUGGGCUCGCGGGUGCUGCUCGGCACGGCCAUGGCGGCGGUGGGGAUGUCCACGUCGUUUGCGGGCCUGCGCAGCGUGGGCUGGAAACCGUUUGCCGUGGGCCUUUCUGGCGCCGUUCUCGUCUCCGGCACGGGCUUUGCAGCCGCGCUCGCUCUUCCCGCACUCGCCGGAGCAUAGCAGCACGUGCGCCGUGUGGGUUGUGUGAGUGAGUGAGUGAGUGAGUGUGUGUGUGUGUGUGUGCGCGCGUGUGUGUAUGAGUGAGUGAGUGUGUUGUGUGUGUGUGCGUUGUGUGUGUGUGUAUGUGUGUAUGUGUAUGCGAGUGUGUGCGUGUGUGCGCGCGGCUGUUGUGGGGAUUAUGUGAUAUCUCCCUGUACUUCUCUGACCUGUCUUUGGCUUUGUGCAUGUUCGUGGUCCCCUUCGUUUCCUAUCUCCUCCCCCCUCUCUGUCUGUCUGUCUCCCUUAUCGUGGCAGUGCGUGUGCGUGUGCCUGUACUUGACGUUGCAGCGCGCAAGCUGUUGUGUUGCAUUCGGCGAUGCACCGAUAAACGAAACCGAGUGGC